Vespa velutina is the source of this 2662-nucleotide messenger RNA. RefSeq lists its product as uncharacterized. The transcript has 7 exons. The record is from RefSeq and is a predicted model, not a curated record. NCBI's taxonomy places the organism in Eukaryota, Metazoa, Arthropoda, Insecta, Hymenoptera, Vespidae. Bases 204 to 1730 code for a protein of 508 amino acids.
UGUGACUCUUCUAUUCCAGCUAAAAGCUAAACACUCAAUGCAAUUGGCAGUUUCUUAUAAGAGUGAACCAAUCCGUAAGAAACGUCAUUAUAAAUGGCCACCAUAUAACGUUAAACGUAUAAAGUGAUCGUUCUAUCAGUGUUACGACGACUACGGUCUAAGGGCGAUAAAAAUAAAUUUUAUAUAAAUGUGACAGCUUAGUGAUGUGCGGAAUGCUAGCUUCAAAUUUUUGCUGCAUUCUUGUUUGGACUAUUUAUUGUUUUUUACAAGUUCAUUCUAAGGAAUUCCAUAUUAUUUUGUCAAACAAUGGACCCGUUGUGUCUGGUGGUACAAUUACAAUCAGAGCAGAUUUGUAUAAUCCGGAUGGUUACCGACCAUCAGGCACUUUCAGAUAUACAUGGACCGAUGAUGCUCUCAUACCUCAUAAAAGUGUAACAGGGUUAAUAAAAAAUACAACAGUAUAUUGGAAUUUGACCUAUCCUCAAGAUAAAUAUUCUGUAGGAACUUAUAAAGUUGAAGUAUUAGUUCAAAAAUAUUUAUUGUUUUAUUGGCAAAAUUUAACCAGUGGUCGUACGAGUUUCGAUGUAACUCCACUUCUUAAUGGUAAUAUAACAAUAUCACAAUCAAAUAAAACAUUGAAUGAUAAAUUUGUUUCAACUGCAUAUGAAACACAAUUUGGUAUUGAUAUACGUAAAGGAGAUUAUGAUUUUAUAACAGAAAAAGCAACAUCUAUAUCAAUUUAUUGGUUCAUUGAUUGCCGAUAUUAUGGACAAACUAAUGAUUUAAAUUUUUCUUAUAAUUUUACAAAUUCUAAUAAAUCCUCUGCUAUAUCAGCAUUGGUAAUUGCAUCGUAUGAACCUAUAGAAUCGUCCACUACAACUACAGUUGCUACUGUAUUACCAUCGAACACUACUUCAAAUAUUUCUUUAAUAAAUACCAAUGGAAGUACUGUCUUAUCAACCACUACUAUAUCGCCUACAACUGUAUUACAUAUAAAUACAACGAUAGCAACAUCGAUGACAAUUAUGCCUGCGUUUAAUUCAACCAUAAUAAAUACUGGAAAUAUUUCAUUUCCAUAUAUUUGCCAAAAUACAACUGCUAUAGCUCCAGAUCCAAAUAAAACAUAUGGUUAUUUCACAAAAGAAAUUUUUGUUCGAGCACCUAUAACAAAUAUCACAAUCAAGGGUACGGAUUGGAUUCAGCCUUGGGACAUGUUAUCUCUUAAUGCAACUUGUAAUGGUUCAGGACCAUUUUAUAAAUGUUUGGAAUUUCAUCAAGGCAAAUAUAAUGUAACUGGUAAUGAAACAUGCGAAUAUGUAGAUCAUUUACCAUCAUGUAAUUUUUCUAUUGUCCGUUAUUUCUUUGAACCUACCGAAUAUACAAUUUUGGUUAUAAUAAGCAAUGAUGUCAGCAAACAAAUUUAUCCUAAAACCAUAACUGUUUACAAAGUAACACCAAAGCCACAGUUGUCUGUUAUCGUCGUUCCUGUUUCUUGUACCCUUGUAGCUGUUGUUUUAAUAGUAUUUGGCGUGGCAUAUUACAUCCAAAGUAGAUCAAGAUUCACAGUUGAAGUUGCAGACUUUGACUUUGGCCAAAAUAAUCCUGAGAUGGAGUAUAAAACGUUUACAGAACGAUUACGGGAUUCAUUUAACAAUGCUGUAAGACCAGAAAGCAAACAUAUAAGUGUACGAGCGCCACAUUAUGGCAGCAUGAACUACAGAAAAAUAUAAAAUGCAUCAUUUAAUCCAACCACUAUUAACAAUAAAAGGAUAUAAACCACUUAAAAAUUCAAAUACUUUACAAACAUAACAUUUGUAAAACAUAAAAAAAAGUCUACAAUACAAACUUUGAAAGUUUGUAAGGAGUACUUUUAAUGUUGAAAGCAAGUGUACUUCUACAAUGAGCCAAGAAGUCCAAGUAUGAAGAGGUUUGUUGAAUUUUAUGCAGCAGUAUUUCUAGAUAAUAAUGCUGUUUCAUAUAAAAUUAGUUUAAUCAUUACUCACUGUAACCAUUGUGAUCAUUCCGGAGUGGAUAUGAAAAACAUGACAUCAAGAUUCCGCAUAAAUAUUAUAUACAUCUAAUAAGGAAAACACACUGGACAUAUUUUAUGAAGAUCAGUGUAAAUUCAAUCACCAUUAUGUGAUGGAUAAGAAAGUAUGCGCCAUUCCAACAUAAUUUUUCCAACAACAUGAAAUUUAGAAAUAAGUCUAUGUCCACGCAAUAUAUAUAUGUGUAUAUAUAUAUAUAUAUAUAUAUAUAUAUACACAUAUAUAUGUAUAUAUAUAUAUGUAUGUAUAUUAUAAUUUAAUAAUAAGUCUCUUAUGUAAGUCUAAUUUGUGCACAAAGAAUUUUUUUUAUGUCUGAACAUAUUUAUUUUUUUAUUUUCUCAUACAAAAAAAGUAUAGAAUUGUAUAAUUAUAUGUUUUUUUUUUUUUAUUGUUUAAUCAAUCUAUUGUUUUUUCUUUUUUUUUUCUCUUUUUUCUUUUUUUUUUAUGACAAUCCAUAAAGACAAUCCGGUCUGAAAAAGUAAUCAUAGUAUGAGCAAUUUGUUAAAAAUAAUUAUCAAUAAUUUAAUCAUAUUCUAAUAAUUAUAUUUAUAAAAUAAUUAUAGGCGAAUAUACAAAUUAUUUUUCGUGCAAAAUUAAUCUUAUAUAUAUAUAUA